Fomitiporia mediterranea MF3/22 is the source of this 4046-nucleotide messenger RNA. RefSeq lists its product as uncharacterized. NCBI's taxonomy places the organism in Eukaryota, Fungi, Basidiomycota, Agaricomycetes, Hymenochaetales, Hymenochaetaceae. The coding region runs from base 54 to 3827 and encodes 1257 amino acids. The record is from RefSeq and is a predicted model, not a curated record. The transcript has 6 exons.
UUCCGCUCACCCUAACAACAUCACCCUGGCGUCUCGCCAGAACAAUUGCCAGCAUGGACUUCAGUGACGCUGCCGACCUCCUCGGCAACGAUGAGAUGCCUGUUCGACAACAGCGCUGGUGGAGCUUCCUACGAGUCUCAUUUUAUUUCAUUUUAUCCACCUCUGUGAUAAUUGCCGUUGCUCUCGCGUACGAUUACGGUCGAUCAUGGCUUAGAAAUUGGCGAGAAUACAAUCAUAAAAAGUCGGUCCGUCGAAAGUAUGGCAUCCCCGACAGUAACAACGAACCAUUCAACGUCGCAUAUGCCAAGGCAGAGCAGAAGAGAAGAGAAGCGGCUCAGCGUUUGGCUCAGCAACAAGCAUCAUAUCAGGCAUCAAAUAGAACCUCCGCUGCCUCGAAUGUCCCGCCUGAAAGACAAGACGAGGCAAACCCUCCAGUAAUGCGACGCCGCGUCGUUCCAUCGACUUCUGACGCAAGUAACGCGGAACGGUCUGAGGGUACUUCAAAGCCACGAACUGGUUUAUUCGAAUCACGACAGGAUGGCCCGUCAAGUUCAUUUGUGAAUGCACCUGGGUCUUUUCCACACACCGAGCCUUCCGCCGUCCCGAAGACAAACCCGGACGUGGCUGCGAACGACCACGCAGCACCACGAUCUCGUCGCAAGCGCUCUUUGGAGAAGGAGAAAGAAGAAGAGGGGGAGUCAUUAAAGAAGAAAUCUCGCGAUGGCGAUAUUGAGGAGGCUGAUUUCGUUGCUCCUAACUCAUCUAUGGAUGUGAUCGAAGAAGAAAGUGCAAGCACUUCUCGUCCAAAAGCUUCCCGUGGUGCUAAACGGCAAGCGGGAUCUGACGAAGAUAUUGCAAACCUUGGUUCGAUGGGAAAGAAAGCCGGCAAGAGGGCCCGCAGGCGAUCGAGAAAAGUACAAGAUGUGUUCGACGCCGAAGAGGCAGAUGAAUUCAUGGACCUUGAACAUGUUACGAGAGGGAAAAAGAGGGAUAGAGCCGAAGCUGGUUCAACCUUUGGUGGUGACGACGAUUCUCCUGCUACUAGCCAUAAGCGAAAGAACCGGAGACGAAAGCGCAAAUCUAAUGUCUCUGCGGAAUCAGACUCCGCUUCUCGAACGCGUGGAACAAAGCGCACCUUUGAGGUCGAAUCAACCUUGGGCAGUGACGAUGAAGGUGAUAGUAUCGGUCGCUCUAGGUCGUCUAGGAAGCGCGGGAAGCGUACAGUUAACGAUUCAUACGAUCUCUCGGAUGUAUCAAUGGACGACUUACUACUAGACCCGUCAUGCAUGGGUAGAAAAAUAGGCGAAGAAUGGCAUGCCAAUGGAGAGACUUACAAGAUUGGUCCUGACGGUCGUAGGCUACGACAUGUCUUUCUUCGCAAGCGGAAAUCGCGGUAUAGCAUGCCUGAAGAUUCGCAACAUCCUGAUACUCAGGACCAGUUUGAGGUUUUCGUAGAGAAGUGGUUGAACGACGACGAUUACAAGGCGGCUGUUGAGCGUGGCGAUGUUUAUAUCCCAGACAAAGGUACUAAAGAGUCCAAGGGUUCUGACACGGUCACAAAAAUCGGGAAACAACUACUGUGGUCUACUACUCAGAAUGGCACGAUGUCACUAAGACCGAGGACGGUUGGAGGCUCAGCUAUUGCUGAUGCUGGGGUUAAUGGGAAUCCCUUUGAACGCCCUUUGCAAUCAAGUUAUUCUAAACGUAUACCUAUUGGCGUAGACUCUACACUCCGAUCCCCGACAGGGUCCCCUGUGAUGCGUCAGUCGAAAUCCUACUCCAAAUGGGAGAAGCAGGAUCUCGAAGCGGAAGCAAUGGCAAAAUUACGAAAGAGGCUCGAAGAGGAGAAAAAAGCAGCGUCUCCUGUACCCGCACCUAUUCUCAAGAAGGUGUCCUUCCAGCUGCCCACUUCAACAGCAGAAUCGUCUGGUUCAGCUCCGUCAAUAACCAGCAGUUCUUCCGCCCCGGCUUCGAUGCAUGUUCCUUCGACACCUAACAAAACUGCAGAAAAAGCUGCAAAGCCCACGACAAGUAAUCUGUUCACUCCUCCGCAAGCCAACGGUGAUGCCAACAAGGUACCUCCUUUAUCGAUGAUGGCGACGUCGUCAAGCGCACCAAGUCAGAUCAAACCACCUACGAUUACGCUUACCCCACCAUCAAAGGAAACAACACAAAGCGCAGCAACGAAGCCGGCAUUCGGCUUUCCCCCCGUCAGCGCCCAAACUACUGGAGUGCCACCAGACAAAAAGGAAACACCAGCGUCUGAAUCGAAGUCCAAUGAGCAAGCUUCUGCACCAUCUGCCGCCCCUUCAAUGCCAAAUUUGUUUGGGCAAAAGGUACAGGGAACACCCAAUGGGGCCGCAUCCAGCCAGCCAGCUGCCAAUUUGUUCGCAAAGCCUGCUGCUCCCUCGAAUGUUUCGGCGAGUGAUGGAACUUCUGGAGCUGCCCCAGUGUUCUCCUUCGGCAUUAAGGGUGCCGCACAAGGCGAGAAGAAGACGGAGGCUCCAUCACCGUUUUCUUUUGGAAAGCCAGCGGAAAAACCUGCUCCAUCGGCAUCUGGCGCUUCAAAGGAAACUGCAAUUCCCAAUGGUGGUAGUCCUUUUGGUUUCGGAGUGAGUACGGGGAACACGGGUCAGCCCGCGGCUACCACUGCAACCGCCCAAGGUCAAACGGCUUCUCCUUUCUCGUUGAAUACUGCCGCGAAUAAGCCGUCUGAGCCUUCUAACAAACCUGCAACUGCGCAGCCGCUUGCGGGUGUUAAUGCUGCUACGGCACCGAAAUUCAAUUUCGGUUUCAGCUCAAAGCCCGCUGCUUCGGCCUCGCCAGCUCAGGUCCAGGCGUCGACGUCUGUUCCCAAGUCUGCAACAUCGGUAUCACCAUUCUCCUUUGCCUCGAGUGUUGCUGCACAAAAUGCAGCACCUGCUACUAAUGCCCAAUCCGCGUCAACACCUGCCUCAAGUUCGACCACUGCAGCUCCGAAAUUCUCGUUUGGUACUCCCACGGGACAAACUUCAUCAAUGACGGCGACACCGAGCGCUGCUAGCGCCGGAUCGGGAAGCAGCUCGGGUACAAUGACGAAUGCGCCUACUUCGAGCGGCGUGCCAGCAUCGACAGGCUUCUCUUUCAACUUCGGAGGAUCAAAGCCCGCAGGUUCGACCUCUACUUCUUCGCCAUUUGGAGGUCAACCUGCUGCUUCUUCGCCAUUUAGUACUCAAUCUACCACGUCAUCACCGUUCGCGGCUCAGCCAGCUAGCUCAUCGUCGUUUGGGACACAACCAGCUGGUUCAUCACCAUUUGGUACCGCUGCAAAACCCGCCACUGCAUCGCCAUUUGGCACCACAGGGACAGCUUUCGGUGGUGCGGCUGGUACUUCGUCGACUUCGUCUCCGUUUGGUACCGCAGCGAAACCUCCAGGUGAAGCACCAAAGCCGUUGUUCGGCGCGGGUCAAAGCACAACAUCUGGUAUGACGACUUACUCUGCGCCGACGACAACAGAGAAGCAGGAGAACAAGCCUGCGUUCUCGUUCAACUUCGGUGGAGGUGCACCCGCUGCGUUCGGAGGUACUUCAGCUUCAGCGCCGAACGGGGCGAGCUCAGGCGGCGUUUUUGGAAGUACAGGGGCAAGUGGUACCUCCGCUCCUGCUGCUCCGACAUUUUCGUUCGGUACUGGUGCAAAGCCUGCGAGUUCACCAUUCGGUGCAUCGGCUAGUAACAUGAACACGAACAUGGAUACGAGUAACAACAAUACCAGCACACCGAAUACGACGAAUGCGAACGUUUUUGGCUCUUCUUCAACUGGAUCGUCUGUGUUUGGCGCUCAGAAGUGAACAUGUUGCUGUCCAUCCAUCAAUCGUACAUAAUGAUUCUCUCCGCCUCUUCGCAUAUAAAACAACUCUUUGGGUUAAAGCAUGUACCACUCUCCUCUCUUCCUCGAUCUCCAUACCAUUUCCCAUCUGCAUCUAUCUGUAUUCUUUGUACACUACAUUUAGUCGUUAGUAGUCAGUCCUCUUCAUCCGCGCAUCUCAAGCACAAAAUCGCAUAUUUUU